This is a messenger RNA of Suillus fuscotomentosus, 1224 nucleotides long. RefSeq lists its product as uncharacterized. The record is from RefSeq and is a predicted model, not a curated record. Lineage: Eukaryota; Fungi; Basidiomycota; Agaricomycetes; Boletales; Suillaceae. The coding region runs from base 1 to 1224 and encodes 407 amino acids. The transcript has 2 exons.
AUGCCUAAAUCCUCAUCAUCUUCAAUGCAGCAUAAUUCCAGAUGGCUGGAUAUGCAGCUAUCCUCUGAUUCUGAUCCCCAACAAACCUCUGAUAAAAGAAAUUCCACUUCCACUUCAUGCAUACAUGAAAACCAACCAACAGCAUUAUGUGAAGAUAAUGUGAACUUUCAAAUCUUCCAGAUUAGCCAAUCUUCUGCAUCAAAUUCAGAGGACCUACCUCAAAGCUCAUGGCUUCAGUUGCAGCUAUCAUCAGAGGACAGCUCAGAAAUGCUAUCUGACAUAGGCCAUAACAAAGGAGACCCUGUCAGAUCAGCUUCCAAAAGAUGUUUGAAUGAUGUUGAUAGUUCUGAUUCUGAAGCCAGUCAGCAUCAUCAUCUGAUAUAUGAUGAUUUAUCAGAUAUUUUGGAGGAAUAUAUUCAAAGACAUAGAUCAUUGUCUGAGAUGGAAGAUUUACUGUCACAAUCAGAUGAUGAUGGUCCAUUUGAUGACUAUCAACCUGGAAGUGCAGAAGAAUGUAGUCCUAUAUGGAUGAGAUCUUUCCAUGCUGAUGAUUCAGCUGCAAUUUCAGAGGUUCCAGAUGAUGUUGAAUCACCAGUGAAUGUCAACCCCAUGUUGAAUCUGACACGUCCCACCAUAUGGCUUUCUGCUCUGGAACAGCUUCAUACAUUGAAUCCUCAAAUGCAUAUUGGAAAUGCAGUUCUUAAUUUUUUUCUCAUGACCAAGUGGUAUCCCAAGCAUGGCCAAGGUCCUCUGAAAUAUGCUGAUAUGGUGGCUGUGGCUCCUCUACUGGUCAACAAUAUGGAGAGAAUGCCAAACUUAAAGGAGAUCCAAACUUUUCAACAUAGACACUUCUUGCCUUCUUCUCAAGAACAUCCUUCAAGUCAAGUUGGUUUCAUCUUGACCAUAUCUCAACAUCACUGGGUGGCCAUCUUUGACUAUAGCCGCCAAACUGCCUACAUUCUAGGACACCACAUCACUUCCAUGACACCAUCUGCAAUCAAUUCACACAGCAACUGGGAGAAAUUGUAUGGUCCAUCAUAUUGGAAAAAUUUGGCUAUGCUGCAUGGCUGGCCUCAUGGAGAUGUUGCUGCUGUUCUUGUUCAUGAAUACUCCAGAUUCUAUCUGCAGCAUGCACAGAACUGUGAUUGUGGUGCAAUCUCAUGUGCUAUAUUAGAGCAUUUUCUGGAGGAAGGACUCAGCUAUCAUCUUGAUGGAAGUUUGUAG